Schistocerca serialis cubense is the source of this 600-nucleotide messenger RNA. RefSeq names its product cuticle protein 21-like. The record is from RefSeq and is a predicted model, not a curated record. The transcript has 2 exons. The coding region runs from base 1 to 600 and encodes 199 amino acids. Gene Ontology annotation, cellular component: extracellular matrix. NCBI's taxonomy places the organism in Eukaryota, Metazoa, Arthropoda, Insecta, Orthoptera, Acrididae.
AUGGCAGUCACGCUGUUGGUCCUUGCCGGAGCGCUGUCCGUGGCGAGCGCGGGUCUGCUGGGAGCCCCCGCCGUCGUCGCACCCGGAGCGCCACUCGCCGCCCCCGCCUACGCCGCCCCCGCCUACGCCGCCCCCGCCUACGCCGCCCCCGCCUACGCCGCCCCGACCGUCGCCGUCGCCCGCGCCGCGCCCGUCGUCGCCAAGGCUGCCGUCGUCGACGACUACGACCCGAACCCUCAGUACAGCUACGCGUACGACAUCCAGGACGCGCUGACCGGCGACUCCAAGGGCCAGCAGGAGACACGCAACGGCGACGUGGUGCAGGGCAGCUACAGCCUGGUAGAACCCGACGGCUCCCGCCGCACCGUCGAGUACACGGCCGACCCAGUCAACGGCUUCAACGCCGUCGUGCACCGCGAGCCCGUGGUGGCCGCUAAGGCUGUCGUCGCCGCCCCCGCCGUCGCCAAGGUGGCUGCCCCGGUCGCCUACGCCGCCCCAGCGUACGCGAAGGUGGCCGCCCCCGUCGCAUACGCCGCCCCUGCGUACGCCGCCCCUGCCGCCUACGCUGCUCCCCUGCACACCAAGGCCAUCCUCGGCUAA